AUGGCGGACGAGCUCAUCAAAAAGUUGAAUCUUGUUCCUCUGCCAAUAGGCGGUUUUUAUGCAGAGUCUAUGCACGCAAAAACCACAGUUAAACCCUUGGACAACUCCGGGCGUGAAGUGAGAGAUGCUUAUUCGGUGAUUUAUCUUCUCUUAAGGGGAUCUGACAUAAAUGCUUGGCACAAGAUGAAAUCCGAGGAGACCUACUUCUACCACAAGGGGAGUCACAUAAUUCUUCAUAUGAUAGCUGAAGAUGGGAAAUACGAGACUAAAAUCAUCGGAGACCCACUUGUGGAUCCUAAAGCUCACUUUCAUUAUCAUGUGCCAAAAAAUGUCUGGUUUGCUUUGGAACUUGAAGACAAGACCGGCUUCUGUGUUUUCAGCGAGGCGGCAGGUCCUGGGUUUGAGUACGAGGAUUUUGAGGGAGGCGAGAGAGAGACGAUGCUUCGCUUGUUUCCACAGCAUAAGGAAGUUAUCGACAAGUUUUGUUUAAAAUGA
Porites evermanni is the source of this 495-nucleotide messenger RNA. The record is from the annotation of a GenBank genome assembly. NCBI's taxonomy places the organism in Eukaryota, Metazoa, Cnidaria, Anthozoa, Scleractinia, Poritidae.